UUACUGGUCGUUACCAUACCGAAAAACGAAAACGUUCCGUCUGAACCGGUCCGUCGAUUGUGCAACGGUCGAACGUCCGAAAACCACCGCGACGGCUAUCAUCAUUACGAGUAUCGCUACAUUGUGCGUGCGUACACAUAUUAUUAUCGCAAUACCAUUAACUAUUAUGUAUAUGUAGAUUUGUUAUUAUUUUUUUUUCUCUGGUUAUUGUUUUCUCGUUGAUUAUUAAUUAUCGUUGAAUCGUUUUCGGGUCCCGCCCUGUGAUUGAGCGCGCGCCACUGUCGAGUGUCGACGCGACAACGCAACACGAACCGCCGCCGCAGCAGCAGGUGCGAAGGAUUUGGAGUUUCGACACAACAACACAUUACUAUUAUUACUAUCAUCAUCAUCAGCAACAGUGCGACCUGCCUACAUACGUUACUCCUUAUUUAGAACUGGCCAUUUGAAGGCCUAAAGUUUCCUUCUAUUUUUUUACUCCGUUUGUUUACAAUAAAUUCCACUUUGAGCAUUGUCAUUUAUCUCGCAGUGGUCUUCUGGUACCCCAACCGUCAUCAACUUACUAUCAUCGUUGUAGCCACCGCAAACAAUAACAUUGAAUAUCCCAUAUUAUGAUAUACUACAUUGGAGGAAUGCAUAAUUUAUAUUUAUUCUUAAAAGUUAAAGUAAUAAAUAAAAAAUAUCAUAACAUUAUAUCAAGUUGAUAAUGAGCUUUUGACACAAUGGAGAACUUAUCACCUUUGAAUCAACCUAGCAAGCUAAUUCGACCACCAACAUUGAAACGAGGCCGAUCUGGUGAUUCACAAGGUGGCAAAAUCAAACUUGAAAGGGUUAUCGGUUUGACAGUGUCUACAAAUUCAUCAUUAGAUGUCGAUAAUAAUACUGGAACCAUUGCUUAUCCAGCUGGAUGUACUGUGGUAUUUCACAAUCCAGUUUUGGGUACCGAAACACAUUUGUCUAACAUUUGUAGAAAGUCAAUAACAUGUUUAACAUUUUCAUCUGAUGGAAGAUAUCUUGGUACUGGGGAAUGCGGUCAUCAGUCGAAUGUUAGGGUUUGGGAUAUGGCAGAUUUUUCUCAAAUAGCUGAAUUCCCAGGCCAUAAAUAUGGAAUAAAUUGUGUGGCUUUUUCUCCCAAUCAAAAAUAUUUAGUUUCUGUAGGAUCACAACAUGAUAUGAUUGUGAAUGUUUGGGAAUGGAAAUUAAAUUUGAAGUAUGCAUCUAACAAAGUGUCUGCUAAAAUUAAAGCUAUUGCGUUCUCAGAUAAUGGUAACUUUAUAACAAUUGGCAAUAGACAUGUCAAAUUUUGGUACUUGCAGUCUUCUAGAUCAGUUACAUACAAAGAACCAGUACCACUAAUGGGUCGGUCAGCUAUUUUAGGAGAGCAACGGAAUAAUGAUUUUAUUGAUGUUUGUUGCGGACAUGGUGAACUUAAAGAUUACACCUAUGCAAUAACAAAAUCUGGGUUAUUGUGUGAAUUUAAUAACCGUAGAUUGUUAGAUAGAUGGGUUGAAUUAAAAACUACUAGUGCCAACUGCAUGGCCAUUGGUAAUCAGUUCAUUUUUGUUGGAUGCGCUGAAGGUAUUGUAAGGUGUUUCAAUCCAGGAACUCUGCAAUUUGUAACUACCUUACCUCGAACUCAUUAUUUAGGCGUUGACGUAGCUCAAGGACAUGAUAUAAGUCAUAUGGCCAAUAUUCCACCAAAUGCGAAGUAUCCUGAUGCAAUAGCACUUGCUUAUGAUGAAACUAAUAUGAAGGUCACCUGUGUUUAUAAUGAUCAUAGUUUAUAUGUAUGGGAUGUUAAAGAUAUUAAAAGGGUGGGAAAAUCAAAUUCCUUUCUAUUUCAUUCGGCGUGUAUUUGGGGAGUAGAGAUGUAUCCUGCAUUAGAGCAUGAUUUACAAAUUCCAAAAAAUUCAUUUAUAACCUGCUCAAGUGAUGAUACCAUUAGAGUUUGGAAUCUAGACAGAAUAGAAUGUGAUAGAAAAUCUCUUUAUCAAAAGAAUAUCUACAGUAAUGAACUUCUUAAAAUAAUUUACAUUGAUCCAGAGCUAAAUUUUAUCAAGAAUACAGAAUUAAAUUUAGUUGAUAAAAAUGAUUCAUCAUCAUACGAUGGACGAAAUGGUGUUCGAGCGAUAAGAAUUAGUCCUGAUGGUGUACAUCUUGCAUCUGGUGAUCGUUCUGGUAACAUAAGGGUUCAUGAUUUGAAGACUUUACGGCAGGUUUGUUUAAUUGAGGCCCAUGACGCUGAAGUGUUGUACUUAGAUUAUACCAAGUACAGUGACAAGAUCAAGUUAUUUGCUUCAGCUUCAAGAGAUAGAUUGAUACAUGUAUUUAAUGUUAAUAAAGGAUAUGAUUUUACACAAACAUUAGAUGAUCAUUCUUCAUCAAUAACUGCUGUUCGGUUUAUAAACUCUCACAAUAAACUUCAAAUGGUUUCUUGUGGAGCUGACAAAUCAAUUAUAUUUCGAAAUUUCAAUGAGUCAGGCGAUAAGAACCAAGGAAGUUUUGUACAUGAUCAUUAUGUGUCAGGAAAAACCACAUUUUAUGAUAUGGAAGUGGACCCUAAACAGAAACAUAUUAUGACUGCAUGUCAAGAUCGAAAUAUUAGAGUAUACAAUACAACAUCUGGAAAACACAUAAAAACAUUUAAAGGUUCUGUAGGGGAUGAAGGCUCACUUAUCAAAGUAGUAUUAGAUAGAAGCGGAUCAUUCAUUGCUACUAGUUGCACUGACAAAACUCUAUGUGUAUAUGAUUUUGUUGCCGGAGAAUGUUUGGCUACUAUGUAUGGUCAUUCAGAACUAGUUACUGGAUUAAGGUUUACUAAUGAUAGUAAACAUUUAAUAUCAGCUAGUGGUGAUGGUUGCAUAUUUGUUUGGCGAAUGCCAUCUGACAUGGUCAAACAUGCUAAUUCCAAUAAAAAACAAAUAUCUAGAAUUGAAAGACCUGUUCCAGUUUCGAUUACUGAAAAUGAUACUAUAUCAUUUGUACAUAAAAAAGUUGAAGAAAAUGAGACAAAUACAUUUAGUAUUCCUGCAGAUGGCCACCAACUACCAUUAUGGGCUAAAAACCAAGUAUCUGAUGAUAUUCCAACUAAUACAUUAUUAAACACUUCUCAAAAUCAAAUAAACGCCCCCAAAGGACAAUGGGCUCAACGAGCAACUAGUUCAUCAGAACCUAGUAGUAUUUUGCAACUACCUAUUAAUAAAGAUGACUCUGAUUGUUUCAAAGACGAUAGCUCUGUAGACAGUGGUACUGAAACUAGCAGAUCCAUUUACCCUGAAAGUCAAAAAGAGUCAUUAAUAGUACCAAAAAAGACAAUGCGUAUGCCUCCUGUAUUUGUUCCACAUGAUUUUGAAGAAAAUACCUUAGCUCAUUUAACAUCUGAAAAGACAAAUUCACAAACCAUGUCAGAUAUUCAGCGUAUUCGUAAUUUAACUGACGACAGUUCAUUAGGCAGCUUUAAAAAUGAGGAAUUGGAAAGUAAUGAUCAUGAUGGUGAUAUAGAAGAUUCUGAGAGUGAAUGGAUUGGUAACGCGAAAAUAAAAAACACUGUUCUGUAUUAUCCAUCCAAUAACGAUGAUCUUAUCAAUGAUUAUACAAUUACAAAAUUAGAUUCUGAUGCUCUUAGAAUGUCUCAAAGAAAGUCAAAAGCCAUUAAACAAAAAGAUCGUUUAUUAUCAUCUGGGCUUACUGAUUUAUCUAGUCAUUCAAUGUCUGGCAGCCAAGGAAGUGAUGAUGAUGAUGAUGAUACUUCAACUCCAAGUGUUGAUCACUCAGAUAAAAAUUUAACAAUGUUUUCAACUAGUACUGAAAGAUUAGACAUGAUUGAAAAACGAGAACAAUUUUUAAAGAAUACUUUUGAAUCGCUUGGUGGUACUGAAACCGAUUUUCAAGACAACCAAUACCAUUUCCCAAGUAAGAGAAGUUUAUCUUCUCAGUACAAAGGAAACAAUAAUGGUUCCACUGUACAACAGAAUACAAAUAUUGAAUCUCAAAGUAAAAGAGAAGAACUUCAACAAAGGAUUGAAGAAACUCGAAGAACUUUACAAAACUUGGGAGCUCAUUCCAAUUUAAAAACUAGUCAAAGUAUUUGUGAUUUAAGUAGAAAUUAUGGGAAAUCUCCAUCGAAAUUACCAGUUCGCAACCAUUUAUCAGUUGAUAAACAAACAAAUGGAGUUGGGACUAUGCGCAGAGUUUGUUCUUUAAUAGAUUUGUCUUCGAGUACUCCAAUUAAAGACUGUCAACCGUAUAAUACAUUCAAUGGUAGUGGCUCGGAUAAUUCAAAAACAAAUUCUAAAAGUUUUUCAAAAAAAACUGUUGUCAGCAAUAUGCAUAGAAGUAGUUCUGUCAGCGUUUUGGAUCAAAGUGAUUCUGAGAGCGAUGCCAGUCAGUCUACCAAUGGUGGGAAGAAAAGCACAACAGCUGUACGAGUUAUGAGACCAACAAUAUCGUCACAAAAUAAAAUUAUUAUGAAUAAAUCAAAUCUUUUACGUAGAAGAAGUACAACUUCUUCACAAUCUACUACUGCUCUAAAUAUUAUUGGACAUAAUGAAGAUUCUAGUUCAGAAGAAUUUUUCACAUAUUUACAUAAUAAUAAAACAAAUCAAACUAUGCAUUCCAGAAUAAAUCCUAUUGUACCUAGUCGUAACAACUCUUCUUUAACCAGAAGUGUGAGUGAAAUGAAUCUAAAGAGUCCGUCAAGUAAACCAUUAGAAAAGUCAAGAAAUCGUAGUAAUGAUUUGACUAUCAAAACAAAAAUCAGUGGAACGAUAGGCCAACAAAAAAACUUAAAGAAUUAUUUAUCUUUGAUGGCUGAUCAACUGUUUCAAACGACCGACAAAAUUUUGGAACAUACAAAUUGUGUCAAUGUCAAUGAUAGACGUAUAACUAAAGCAGAUGUUACUGAUGUAAUGACAAAACUAGAACAAAUUGUUAACAGUGGCGGCAUGUUUGCUCAUCAAAAUUCAAGAGUAGCACUCAACAGUACUCAACAAUAUUUAGAUAUUCUGAUUGAUUUGAUAAAAAAACGUUUGUCACUUGAAGUCAUUUAAAUCACCAAUUGUCAAUAUUUUCCACCUUAAAUUCUAUUGUUUGCUAUACUUAAUUUUUAAUAUCUUUAAGAAAGAAUGUCCAUCUAAUAACUAAUAUUUAAUUUUCAUACAGAAUAAUUUUAACAAUAAUUAGAUUGUCAGGUGUGUAAAUGCACAUUCGAGGAUAUGUAUUAUUGUACAAGAAUAUUGUUUGAAUUUGUUAGAAAUGAAACAAUGGCUCUCUAAGUUAUCUUAUUGUUUUUUGUUUCAUUUUUUUAAAUGAUGGAAUGAUAGACCAUUUUUAUAUAACAUUAAAUAACUAUCAACAAGUUAGGUCAUUUAAAAAAGUUAGUCUUUAUUUUUCUUCUGAAAGAUUGGAACGUUUUACCAAAGAAAAACAUAAAAAUGAUUUUUCACAUUUUAUUAUUGUUUGACUAGUUUUAUUAGCUCGAGUUCCUGAUUGUUCUUUAUCUAUAUCAGUCGAUAUUUAUGAUGUGCAUGGGGUUCUGAAUACUUUUUUUUUGUAGAUAACAUGUUAUUUUAAUUGUUUACAUCAGAGUCCAUUAAUGUAAAUGGUUAGAUGUCGUCCCAACUAGCUACGAUCAAACUGUGUAUACAUACAUUUUUAUAAUACCAUAGUUAUUAAACCUAACCUUGUUGGAACUAAUAGACUAAUUUAUAUAAUCCGUCCAAAUAUAUAUAUAUAUGAUAAUGUUUAUCGAAGGUUUACUAAUUUAUAGUGGUUUAGUGAUGACACUUACAUUACCCCUCACCAAUCUUCAUGGACACUAUAUGUAA
Messenger RNA from Acyrthosiphon pisum (pea aphid), 5822 nucleotides. Its product is annotated as mitogen-activated protein kinase-binding protein 1. The transcript has 29 exons. Gene Ontology annotation, cellular component: mitotic spindle. The record is from RefSeq and is a predicted model, not a curated record. Gene Ontology annotation, molecular function: protein binding. Gene Ontology annotation, biological process: centriole replication. The coding region runs from base 720 to 5045 and encodes 1441 amino acids. Lineage: Eukaryota; Metazoa; Arthropoda; Insecta; Hemiptera; Aphididae.